Micromonas commoda is the source of this 882-nucleotide messenger RNA. RefSeq lists its product with no specific name. NCBI's taxonomy places the organism in Eukaryota, Viridiplantae, Chlorophyta, Mamiellophyceae, Mamiellales, Mamiellaceae. The transcript has a single exon. The record is from RefSeq and is a predicted model, not a curated record. The coding region runs from base 1 to 882 and encodes 293 amino acids. Gene Ontology annotation, biological process: cytochrome complex assembly. Gene Ontology annotation, cellular component: membrane.
AUGGACCUCCUCCCCGUCUCGCGCGUGCUCGACCUCGGGUCCGUGGGCGACGACAUCUCCAUGGGGCUCUUCUCCGCGGCGCAGAGCGCGGACUCCGUCGUGGGCUCCCAGCUGGAGAACGUCACCCCGAUCACGUUCGCGGUGGUCCUCGUCGCCGGCCUCGUCACCUCCCUCUCCCCGUGCACCCUGAGCGUCCUCCCGCUCACCAUCGGAUACAUCGGCGGCUACGCGGGCCCCAAGGAGGCCGAGCAGGGACCGGAGGACGAGACCGAGGAGGCGCGAGCGCGGAGGCUGGAGGCUGUCGCGAAGGCCAAGGCUGACGCGUUGCUCGUCAACGGGUUCGCAUUCGCCGCGGGGCUCGCUUCGACGCUCGCCGCCCUCGGCGUGGGCGCAGCGACCGCGGGUAAGGCGUACGGGCAGGUGGGCGGCGACGGCCCGAUCUUACCAAUCGCCGUGUCCGUCCUCGCGGUCGCCAUGGGGCUCAACCUGCUGGAGGUGAUCGUCGUGCAGUUCCCCUCGUUCGGGACGGAUUUCGACGCGAGGAAGAUGUCGCUCCCGCCCCCGGCGCAGGCGUACCUGGCGGGUCUCGCGUUUGCGUUGGCGGCGUCGCCGUGCAGCACGCCGGUGCUGGCGACGCUGCUGGCGUACGUGUCCUCGACGGGGGAUCCCGUGACGGGCGGCGCGCUGCUGUUGACGUACACCAGCGGGUACGUGGCGCCUCUGUUGGCGGCGGCGACGGCGACGGGGAGCUUGGGCCGGAUCAUGAGCGCUCGACAGUACACGGCGUGGGUGACGCCGGCGAGCGGGCUGAUGCUGGUGGCGGGCGGGACGUACGGGUUCCUGUCCAGGGUCGCGCCCGUGGUCCAGGGGAUCCUGAGGUAA